AUGAAAUUUCAAAUCAAUAAGGAGCAAAUACAGCAAUACUUUCAUCUACCAUUGGAAGAGGCUGCUAUCAAGUUGGGAUGUUGCUCCUCUGUUCUGAAGAGAACAUGUAGACAAUUAGGUAUUAAACGAUGGCCCUACCGAAGAAUGAAAAGCCUCUCAAAACGACAAAAUCAACUCCAACAACAAUUAACAACCCUCCACGAUCAAUACAUGAAGAGUAGGAAACAAUUGGAAGAUGUUGAAGGAGAGAUGGAUGUUAUUAUCAAGGAAGAAUUGAGUGGUAUUGCUGAAGGUGCUACUGUCAUUAUAGAUGAUGCAAAUAUUGAUGUUGAUCCAACACUGGAUUAUGAUCAGAAUGAUAUUAUUAAUAUUAAUACUGCUUCUUCUUCAACUGGUAAUCCUACUACUUUUAACUUUAAUAACAACUUUGAAAUCAUGUUGAUUCCUUCAUCAUCAACAUCAUCAACAUCUUCACCACCUUCAAGUAGUACAUUGGCAUCAUCGUCUUCGGUAUCAUCUCUUCCUAAUCAUCAUGUACAUACAUCAUCCUCAUAUGUUUCUCCACAACAACAACAACCAUCAAAACCUGUUAUUUCUCCAUCACAACAACAUGUUAUUAGAGAUGUUGAGUUGAACAUGCAGCACAACAACAAUAGCAACAUGGAUAUGAUGAUGCCUAUUCAUAAUGCGAGUUCUAAUUCGUUCACUGCUCCAUCCACAUCCUUCAAUAACAACCUUCAUCGUACAAUGUGUGAAUCCAAUAAUGGAGAUCCAAUUUCAAUGACUACUAACAUGCAUAUUUCUCCUCAGCAACAACAAGUAGGUCAUCAGCAACAUGCUAACAAUCUUUGCAAUACAUCAUUACAUGAAUCAUUUGACCAUGCUUUUGGAAAUGUUGUGAAUAAUAAUCAAUUUAUGCAAUCUUCGCAUGUUGAUGCUAAUAAGCACUCAUGUAAUGGAAUAUCAAAUACAGCAUCAUCAAGUAGUAGUGGAUGGAAUAAUGAAAAAUCAGAAUUGGAUACAUCUCAAUAUAAUAAUUUGGAUAAUGAACACUCGUUCGAUGCAUCUGUACAUGAAUCAAUUAAUACUGCUGAUUAUACAACGAGAGGGAGAGGAGGUUAUUCAUUUCCAAAUCAUAAACAUGAUUCAAGUAGGUCACCAUCAUCAAAUUAUGCCAUGCAACAUGUGGAGCCAUGUUUUAGACCAUUAAUUUCAACAUUGGAUGGAGUGAAUGUAAAUGCUGCACUAACUAAUGAUAGAGGAGUGUUAAUGUGGUUUUCUAAGGGGCUAAUGGAAACACUCCCAUCCUAUUUUAAUACAAAGGCAGUGAAUAAGGAUUAUACUAAGGAUGAUACAUUUAAAGGAUCAACUAUUGAUGUAUAUGAAUCGUUUUAUAGAAGAAGAGCCACACAUGGAACUAUUAGAAUGAUUCAGUGCUUUUUUGAAAGAUAUGUAGUGGUGGAUAGUCAUGGAGUGAUGCUUGAUCAUUACUCUGCGCAUCCAUCUGCUGGAUCGCAUUACAUGUGGUAUUUGCAUGUGAGGAAGGAAACUGAUUUUUCUCUCAUUUCAUCUUAUUUCAAUCCUUCCGAUAGAAAUAAGGCACUUCAGUUUGGGGUACCUUAUACUUUCGAAUUGGAGGAUGACAACAAGUAG
Messenger RNA from Naegleria gruberi, 1653 nucleotides. RefSeq lists its product as uncharacterized. The transcript has a single exon. The record is from RefSeq and is a predicted model, not a curated record. Gene Ontology annotation, molecular function: DNA-binding transcription factor activity. Lineage: Eukaryota; Heterolobosea; Eutetramitea; Acrasida; Naegleriidae. The coding region runs from base 1 to 1653 and encodes 550 amino acids.